This is a messenger RNA of Zingiber officinale, 6083 nucleotides long. Its product is annotated as brefeldin A-inhibited guanine nucleotide-exchange protein 2-like. Gene Ontology annotation, cellular component: trans-Golgi network. Bases 191 to 5566 code for a protein of 1791 amino acids. Gene Ontology annotation, molecular function: guanyl-nucleotide exchange factor activity. Gene Ontology annotation, biological process: regulation of ARF protein signal transduction. The transcript has 11 exons. Lineage: Eukaryota; Viridiplantae; Streptophyta; Magnoliopsida; Zingiberales; Zingiberaceae. The record is from RefSeq and is a predicted model, not a curated record.
UCCAGUUCCACCUUAAUAACCCAGAUCUCGGCCAUUUUCACCCUCAAGAUCCAGGCUCCUGGCUUCUUCCUGGCGAUCGCCGAUGAACCGAUCCCGAGCUUUGCUUCUUCUUCGUCGUCGUCUUCCGCUUCCUUACCGUUCCUCGUCUUCUCGCCGAAUCUAAUCACCUCUGCUCUCGAAUUGGGUGGGAAUGGCUUCCCCGGAAGCCGAUUCCCGCCUCUCCGUCCUUCUCGUCCCCGCCCUCGAGAAGGUUGCGAAGAACGCCUCGUGGCGGAAUGGCCAUUCCAAGCUCGCCCAACAGUGCAAAGCGCUCAUUGAGCGUCUCUCCCACCCGCCAACCCCGCCCUUGCCUGCAUUUCCCAACUCCUCCUCCUCCCUCCCUGGCCCUCUUUCUGAUGGCGGUGCCACCGUUUACUCUCUCGCGGAUUCCGAAACCUUCCUCACUCCGCUCAUUUCUGCCUGCUCCUCCGGUGCCCCCCGUGUUGCGGAGCCCGCCCUCAACUGCAUCCACAAGCUUGUGGCCUACUCGUACCUGCAUGGCGAGGCCGACCCCUCCGCUGGUCCCCACGCCCGCCUCCUCGCUCAGCUCAUCGAGGCCGUCUGCGGCUGCUAUGCCCUUGGAGCCACUGAGGAGGCCAUUGAGCUGCUCGUGCUAAAGACGCUCCUUUCUGCCGUCACCUCCACCGACCUGCGCAUUCAUGGCGACUCCCUCCUCCAGAUCGUCCGCACUUGCUACGAUCUGUACCUUGGCAGCAGGAACCCCGUCAACCAAUCUACCGCCAAGGCCUCCCUCAUCCAGAUGCUUGUCAUCGUCUUCCGCAGGAUGGAGGGUGACUCCACUGUCCCCAUUCAACCCAUCGUUGUCGCUGAGAUGAUGGAACCCGGGGGCCGCUCCCGCACUACCACGUCCGUGGAUGCCAAUUUUGUCCAAGGGUUUAUUACCAGGAUCAUCAACGACAUUGAUGGAGUGCUCAACCCUUCGGCCCCGCUGUCCAGGAAUAUAUCUGCCAACAAACACGACGGGGCGUUCUCGUCCACCGUGGUCGAGAGCACCAACCCUACUGACCUUCUGGAUUCGACAGACAAGGACAUGCUGGACGCCAAGUAUUGGGAGAUCAACAUGUACAAGACGGCGCUGGAAGGCAUGAAGGAUGAGUUGGGGUCUGAGGGGAUGCCAGGCAAGGAAGAGGAUACCGAGGUCCAGAUUAGGAAUAAGCUGAAGAGAGAUGCCUUCUUGGUUUUUCGAUCUCUCUGUAAAAUCUCCAUGAAAAUUCCUCCCAAGGAAUCGGUGGGUGAUCCCACACUGAUGAAAGGGAAAAUCAUGGCAUUGGAAUUGCUCAAGAUCUUGCUAGAGAAUGCUGGAGCAAUGUUCCGCACUAGUGAGAGGUUUUUAGGUGCCAUUAAGCAGUAUCUAUGCCUAUCUCUCUUGAAGAACAGUGCUUCAGCUGAUUUAAUCGUUUUUCAGCUAUCAUGUUCCAUUUUUAUUAGCCUUGUUUCUAGAUUCAGAGCAGGAUUGAAGGCAGAGAUAGGAGUUUUCUUUCCAAUGAUCAUACUGAGGGUUCUGGAAAAUGUUUGUCAACCAAAUUUCCAGCGGAAGACGAUCGUGCUUUGUUUCAUGGAAAAGCUGUGUGUAGACCCUCAAGUUUUUGUAGACAUAUUCAUUAAUUAUGACUUUGAUGUCCACUCAUCAAAUAUUUUUGAGCGGAUUGUAAAGGGUCUACUAAAAACUGCUCAAGGGCCUCCCCCAGGAACUCCUACAACAUUGGUGCCUCCACAAAACGUCAUAAUGAAAUUUGAAGCUAUGAAAUGUUUAGUGGCUAUUUUGAGAUCAAUGGGAGAUUGGAUGAACAAACAGUUGAGAAUUCCUGAUCUUUAUUCUCAAAAAACGGAAACAGUUAAUCCUAGUCCUCAGAAACUAGAUGCAGCAGAUCCUCGAUCUAAAAAGACUGAAACAGCAGAGCACAAUGGUGGCGGAGUUGAACUUCCACUGACUAUAGGGAACAGUGAUGAGUCUGCUGAAUUAAGUAAUUCUCAUUCAGCAUCAGAAGUUGCAUCCAUUGAGCAGCAUAGAGCAUUUAAACUGGAACUUCAGGAAGGUAUUUCACUAUUUAAUCAUAAACCUAAAAUGGGGAUUGAAUUUCUCAUCAACAUAAAGAAGGUGGGAAAUUCACCUGAAGAAAUAGCUGUUUUCCUCAAAAGUGCACCUGGUUUGAACAAGACCUUGAUUGGUGAUUAUUUGGGCGAGAGAGAGUCUUUGAAAGUAAUGCAUGCUUAUGUAGAUUCAUUCGAAUUCCAAGGAAUGGAGUUUGAUGAAGCAAUCAGGUGCUUUCUAGAAGGUUUUAGCUUGCCUGGUGAGGCACAAAAGAUUGAUUGCAUCAUGGAAAAAUUUGCUGAGCGCUACCAUAAAUGCAAUCCUCUGGCUUUUACAAGUGCAGAUACAGCUUAUGCCCUAGCUUAUUCUGUAAUAAUGCUUAAUACUGAUUCCCAUGACCCAAUGGUGAAAAAUAAGAUGUCAUCAGAUGACUUCAUUAGAAAUAACCGUGGUAUAAAUGGCGGAACGGAUCUGCCUCAAGAGUACUUGAGAUCCCUAUUUAAAAGCAUUUCUGAGAAUGAAAUCAGGAUGAAAGAUGAUGACGACUUGGCUCCUCAGCAAGUACAAUCCUUUAAUUCAAAUAGAAUUUUAGGUUUGGACAGCAUUUUGAACUUUGUAAUACGAAAGAGAGACUCAUCAACAGAUAGUAGUGAUGAUAUGAUCAAGCAGAUGCAAGAACAGCUUAAAGAAAAAGCUCCCAAAACUGAAUCCAUAUAUCACUCCACAACAGAUGUGGUAAUUUUGAGGUUUAUGAUUGAGGUGUGCUGGGCGCCAAUGCUAGCUGCAUUUAGUGUACCGCUUGACCAGAGUGAUGACCAAAAUGUCAUAACAUUAUGCCUCGAAGGAUUCCGGAGUGCAGUUCAUGUCACAGCAGUGAUGGCUAUGAAGACUCAAAGAGAUGCUUUUGUUACUUCACUUGCAAAGUUCACAUCCCUUCAUUCUGCAGCAGAUAUCAAGCAAAAAAAUGUUGAUGCUAUUAAGGCAAUUUUAUACAUUGCGGAUGAAGAUGGUAACUACCUUCAAGAAGCUUGGGAACACAUUUUGACAUGUGUUUCACGAUUAGAACGUUUGCAGCUUUUUGGAAAGGGAGUUCUGCCUGAUGCUGCAUUUUUCAGUAAACAUCCAACUGAAAUUGAUAAUGCCAAACAAGCCAAUUCAUCUACCCUUCCUGUACUAAAAAACAAGGGAUCUCUAUCUGCAGCUAUGACAAGAGGCACCUAUGACAGUGCUGGAGUUGGUGGGCAUGCUUCUGGUGUUAUUACAUCUGAACAAAUGAAUAACUUAUUCUCCAACUUAAAUUUGUUGGAACAAGUUAGGAUUGCUGAAGUAAAUCACAUAUUUAUCCAAAGUGAAAUGCUAGAUAGUGAGGCAAUAAUUGAUUUUGUUAAAGUGCUUUGUACAGUCUCAAUGGAAGAACUACACUCUACAUCUGAUCCACGCGUUUACAGUCUGACAAAAAUAGUUGAGAUUGCACACUAUAAUAUGAAUCGUAUCAGGCUUGUUUGGUCAAGCAUUUGGAAUGUGUUAUCAGAAUUUUUUGUUACCAUUGGCUGCUCUGAAAACGUUUCAGUUUCAAUUUUCGCAAUGGAUUCCUUAUGCCAGAUAGCUAUGAAGUUCUUGGAGCGAAAAGAAUUGGCUAACUAUAACUUUCAAAAUGAAUUCAUGAAACCAUUUGUUAUUGUUAUGAGGAAAAGCAGGGCUGUUGAAAUAAGAGAACUGAUCAUCAGAUGUGUCUCUCAAACGGUGUUAGUUUGUGUUGGUAAUGUCAAGUCUGGAUGGAAAAGUAUGUUCAUGGUCCUUGCUACUGCAUCAUAUGAUGAUCACAAAAAUAUAGUACUUCUGGCCUUUGAAAUCAUCGAGAAGAUUUUACGGGAUUAUUUCCCUUAUGUAACUGAAACAGAAACCACUGCCUUUGCAGAUUGUGUUAAUUGUCUAAUUGCAUUUACUAAUAGUCGAUUCAACAAAGAUAUUAGCCUCAAUGCAAUUACUUUGCUGCAGUUUUGUGCUUCUAAGCUUGCAGAAGGAAACUUUGUUGCUUCUGCUAAAUCUAUAGGCAAUGGGGGUUCUGUAAGUUGUCCACCUUCACCGCAUGUCAUAAACAAUGAAAAACAAAAUGCACCGUUGACCAUUGACAAGGAUGACCGCCUUCACUUGUGGUUUCCACUCUUAGCAGGUUUAUUGGAACUUGCUUUUGACCUAAGGGCCGACAUCAGACAAAGUGCCUUGCAGAUGUUAUUUGAUACACUAAAAAACUAUGGUCACCUUUUCUCAUUGCGCUUAUGGGAGAAAGUAUUUGACUCAGUGCUAUUCCCUAUAUUUGAUUCUGUAAGGCAUGCGAUUGAUCCAUCUAGUGAAACUUUUCGUGGUCAGGGUAUAGAAAAUGAUACUUUGGAGUUAGAUCAAGAUGCGUGGCUUUAUGAAACAUGCAAGCUGGCUCUCCAGCUAGUUGUGGACCUGUUUGUGAAAUUCUAUGACACAGUAAAUCCACUUUUGGAAAAGGUCUUGACAUUGUUGACUAAUUACAUCAAGCUUCCUCAUCAGAGACUUGCUGGCAUUGGCAUUACUGCAUUUGUUCAUUUAAUGAACAAUGCAGGGUCCCUAUUUUUUGAGACUAACUGGGAAAUUGUGGUUGCUGCUUUGAAAGAAACUUCAACUGCAACACUCCCUGAUUUUUCAUAUAUAUCAUCAGGAGGUUACCUUGAUAAUGCUGCAUUAGAAAAUGGAAAAUCUCCUCUGAGGCAAGGUAAUGGCGAAACAAGAGGAUCAACAGAUGAAGAUUUUGAAGGAUUGAGGGCGAGAAAGAUGUAUUUUGCAGUUGGUGAUGCCAAGUGUCAUGCUGUUGUUCAACUUCUCUUAAUCCAGUCCGUGAUGGAGAUAUAUAACAUGUAUAGAGCACAGAUAUCAGCAAAGAAUACACUUGGACUUUUUGAAGCAUUGCAUACUGUGGCGUGUCACGCACACAAGGUCAAUAGUGACACUGACCUUAGAUCAAAGCUACAGGAGCUCGGUUCUAAGACCCAGAUGCACAAUCCUCCAGUACUACGUCUUGAGAAUGAGUCAUAUCAGUUAUGCCUCAUUCUUCUUCAGAACAUUGCAACAGACAGAUCACUUCAUCGUGACUUGGUAGUUGAACCAUACCUUGUUGAUCUCUGCAGAGAGGUCCUGGAGGUGUAUCUCAGAACAGCAAAUGCAAAGCGUUACGAAGCUUCAGCUGGUUCCAAAUCAGGAAUUGACCAGGUCAUCCCUGGUGGCUCUGCAAAACGAAGAGAACUUGCAGCUCGGGCACCUGUUGUUGUGUCCACACUGCAAGCUAUAUGCGGAUUAGAAGAUACCUCACUCGAAAAAAAUCUUGCUCAGUUCUUCCCUCUUCUUGCUGGUCUCAUCCGCUGUGAGCAUGGGUCAAGUGAGGUGCAGUUGGCAUUGAGUAGUAUGCUCAGUUCAUCUGUAGGCCGUAUCUUGCUUCGGGGAUGUUGAACACUUUAUCAACCAACAGAGUAGCGUAUUUUGUUUUCCCACCCAUCAAUUUUUUCCUCAUUUUUUUAUUCUACUUUUGGGUAGUCACCGUUGGAAGUAAUGUAGUUUCCCUUGACGUCCCAAAUCAGUUUUUUGCCUCAAGCAUUAGCUUGCCCUUCUUUCAUGGCAUUGCUGCAUCUGUUGGUGCAAAUGACUUUGCCAUGAGAUUUUGACAUUUCAAUUUUAGUCGUUGCUCGAUGAAAUUGCUGUCUAUUGUUUGACAUGGAAAAGUUGGAAGACGAGUAACUGGUUUUGAAUGAUUUUGGUUGCUUGAUUCAUCGCAGAGUGGAAGCUUCUUUAGCCAUAGCUGCAGCGAUGGAAUGUUUACAUGAAGGAAAUAACAGGAAUGUUGUGUUUACUUGGAUGAGUAAUAGAAAAAUGUAACUGUUUAAAUAAAGUGAUUUUUUUUUAUAUUUACUGUACUUUAUUUAUAUAUUUAAUUAAAAGAAAAUGAAAACAUGAGUGAUUUUUUUUUUCA